Belonocnema kinseyi is the source of this 655-nucleotide messenger RNA. RefSeq names its product zinc finger protein 723-like. Gene Ontology annotation, cellular component: nucleus. The coding region runs from base 78 to 653 and encodes 191 amino acids. The transcript is spliced from 2 exons. Lineage: Eukaryota; Metazoa; Arthropoda; Insecta; Hymenoptera; Cynipidae. Gene Ontology annotation, biological process: regulation of transcription by RNA polymerase II. Gene Ontology annotation, molecular function: DNA-binding transcription activator activity, RNA polymerase II-specific; RNA polymerase II cis-regulatory region sequence-specific DNA binding. The record is from RefSeq and is a predicted model, not a curated record.
GAAGAUUGGAUAUUGGGCAGUAUUUUUUUACAACUAAUCGAACUUUUCCUGACAACAAUUCUGGUACUGAGACUUUAAUGAAUUGCGACAAUUAUGAAACUUUGGAAAUCAAGGAAGAAAUCAUCGAAGAUCAAGAAACUACAAAAGAAAAACGUAAUAAUAACUACGAAUCGAAAUUAUGUGCAGUAGAUAUAAAAGAAGGUAAUAUUUCAUCGACUAAAAACAAACUACGGAGUCAAAAUAAGCAGAAAAUUCAAGAAUCAAGACAUAAAUCGGGACGGAAAUACAAAUGCGAAAAGUGUGCUCGAACCUAUAAACUUAAACACACUUUGAAAAGUCAUCAAAAAUACGACUGUAACGUCGUGCCACAGUACAGUUGUAAAUUUUGUGGAAAAAAAUUUAAACGGAUAUAUAGUAUGAGUCGACACAUUGGUCGUCUACAUCUUAAAACAGACUUACAGACGUCGCCAGCAAGGCAUAAUUGCGACAAAUGUUUUCGAAGUUACAAUUGGCCAUAUGAUUUAAAUCGACAUAAACGUUUAGAACAUGCAGCAGACAUGCCACAAUUUACUUGCGAUUAUUGUGGCCACAGAGCGAAUCAAAAAAGUAACUUGGGAACACAUAUUAUUUUAAAACAUCUUAUUAAGGAAUAAUU